AUGACCGACAAUGCUCUUUCACUUCUUGCCGAGAAAGGUGAACUUCCAACAAGAUUUGGUUCAGCUACACUGGGAAUUCUUCUCCUGCAGGAUAUUGCGGUUUGUCCCCUGUUGGUCAUACUCCCUGUGCUAGAGAGUCAGAAUAUCGUGGAGCGAAGUUUGUGGCCACUUUUACUAGCUGAGAGCUUAAAGGCACUGGGUGGACUUGGCUUACUUUCCCUUGGCGGGAAAUACCUCAUGAGACGCGUCUUUGAGUUUGUUGCAGAGUCAAGGAGUUCAGAGGCAUUUGUUGCGCUCUGUCUUCUUACAGUCGCAGGGACAUCACUUAUCACCCAAAAGUUGGGAUUUAGUGAUACACUGGGUGCAUUUCUGGCUGGAGCCAUUCUUGCAGAAACAAAUUUCCGCACACAAAUCGAAGCUGACAUAAGGCCAUUCAGAGGCUUGUUGCUUGGGCUGUUCUUUAUGACUACAGGGACUUCCAUUGACAUGCAGGUUCUCAUCCGGGAGUGGCCUAAUGUUCUGUCGCUGUUGGGGGGUCUUAUUGCAAUCAAGACAUUGAUAAUUACCGCAAUUGGGCCUAGAGUCGGGCUAACUCUUAAAGAAAGUGUAAGGAUAGGACUGCUACUUUCUCAAGGAGGCGAGUUUGGAUUCGUGGUGUUUUCUUUGGCAAACAGGCUCGGUGUCCUACCACUUGAGUUAAAUAAACUGCUUAUAAUUGUUGUUGUGCUGUCAAUGGCAUUAACUCCGUUACUCAAUGAAGUUGGAAGAAGAGUAGCAGGGAUCAUUGAUGAAAGAUCUGAAGAAAAAGAAAAGCCUGCUGAGAUGGUGAAUUACGGUGCAACCGAACCUGUUGUAAUCCUUGGUUUUGGAGAGAUGGGACAGGUCCUUGCUAAUUUUUUAUCUGCACCAUUGUCAUUUGGAAUUGAGAAAGACACAGAAGGAUGGCCAUAUGUCGCAUUUGAUCUUAAUCCUGCUGUUGUAAAGACUAGCUUGCAGCUAGGUUCAAUGCUUUUGAAAGGACUGGGCGUCAUGUCUGAUGAUGUAUCCUUCUUGAGUAAGCUUGUGAGAGACUCAAUGGAGCUACAAGCUCAGGAAGCCCUAAAAGACAUUGGGGACCAAGAAGUUGAUAUCAUGAAGCCUCUUCAGGUACGAGUGUCAGAUCUAGUGGAGAGCAAUGGUAAUGGUUCAAGAAUGGUAGCCCAGGAGCAAUUGUUAAGUCUAAGUAGCCGCCCAGACAUAAAGGCAAUAAAACCGCCAGUGGCAAAUAGGAUACCUGAUAUGAAGGUGGAAAAUGAUAAGCCAGGAUAUGAUUUUGACAGAGUAGAUUCUGAAGAUGGUGUGGCAUACUGUCUAUUGGAAUCUGAUGAUGGAAGCGAUGAAGCCUCCAGUACAAGCAAGGAAAUGAUUGAUUAA
This is a messenger RNA of Miscanthus lutarioriparius, 1413 nucleotides long. The record is from the annotation of a GenBank genome assembly. NCBI's taxonomy places the organism in Eukaryota, Viridiplantae, Streptophyta, Magnoliopsida, Poales, Poaceae.